UAAUGAACCAAGGUUAGAUCAAUGGAGAUGGAGAAGAAGAUGGAGAUUGAGAAGAAGACGAAGAAGAAGGAGAUUGAGGAGAGGGUCUGCAAGAGGUGCAAAUCGACAUACAAUCCACACUCCAACUCCUCUUCCUCUUGCCGAUUUCAUCCUUCUUUCUUCGUUUGUCGCCGUCACGACGAUCAGAAAAGGUACUAUGAGUUGGGCCCCGAUGACCCUCCAUAUGCUGCCAAGUUCUAUGAUUGUUGUGGGGCUGAGGAUCCCCAAGCACCCGGCUGCACCACCAGUUCUCAUCUUUCUUAUGAUGAUGAUGAUUGAUACUACAGUUUUUUAUCUGUAACUCCCUGUGCUGUUGUGAAAUCUCAAUCUCAAAUCUAGGCAUUUCACUAUGUUCAUGUACCAUUCCAAUUUCCAGUACUAGAAAUAUAUGACCAUGUUAUUAGUAUUCGAAGAGGGUUGUCAUCUUUUAUAUUCUUUACUAGUAUUUGGUUCCACAUUUGGUAACUCUAACUCAAAUGCAGACAUGUUGUAUGCCACAUGUAAUGACUGACUGUCUGUGUAGAGGAAGUUUCGUUUUGUUUGUGUUGUUGUUGGAAGCUAGCACCGGGUGGCCCUUCCCCAAUGUCAUCUUGGCCCAGCACUACUUCUAAAGAUGCCCGCGGUCGAAUGCUGACCAAGUCUCAGAUUGUAGCAGCAGCAGUAGCAGAAGCAGAAGCUAAGUGUGUGGAGAUGGAGGUGGAGGUGGAAGUGGAAGUGUGAGAAGAUAAUGUGGAUGGUAGUACACUCACUUUUAGAGGUUUUGAAGAGUGAAAUAGAAGCAGAGGAAUAAUCAAUCAAUCAAUCAGUUGCAUUGCAUGACAUGAACCAAGUUGACACUUGACAAAAUGACAACUGGGUUUGGUUGGGAAUCAAAUUAAGGUCUUCUUCACUCACUCACUCUGCAUAUAAAUUAUAAACAAAGCAUAUUAUAUAUAUAUAUAUAUAAUAAUAAUAGAUAUGAGUUGUGGUGAUUCUGUGCUCUGAUAAUGGUCCUCCUCUCUCAUCUCAUCUCAUCUGAUCUGAUCCUCGUACUACCCAGACAAUGUUUUUGGCUAAAUUACAUAAAUGCCCUUGAGAAAGAGAGCCAUUAUAAUGUGCUUGUGCUUCCCAUUCUGGUUAAGAAAUGUAUAUUUAUUGUUUCAUCACUGUAGUUGUAUAUUUAUUUGAAAUGACAACAACAUAUACUAUUAAUGGAAUAGCAUGAAGAAUAUGUAUAAUGUGGUCCCCAAAACCAUUAGACCAAUUACUAUGAAAGGAUCCAUGCACAUGGCUUCCUUCCUAUAAUAAUAAUAAUAAUUAUUAUUCAUGUGUACCAA
Humulus lupulus (European hop) is the source of this 1355-nucleotide messenger RNA. RefSeq lists its product as uncharacterized. Bases 22 to 318 code for a protein of 98 amino acids. NCBI's taxonomy places the organism in Eukaryota, Viridiplantae, Streptophyta, Magnoliopsida, Rosales, Cannabaceae. The transcript has 3 exons. The record is from RefSeq and is a predicted model, not a curated record.